Priceomyces carsonii is the source of this 243-nucleotide messenger RNA. RefSeq lists its product as uncharacterized. The record is from RefSeq and is a predicted model, not a curated record. Bases 1 to 243 code for a protein of 80 amino acids. Lineage: Eukaryota; Fungi; Ascomycota; Pichiomycetes; Serinales; Debaryomycetaceae. The transcript has a single exon.
AUGGAAAUAAAGGGUCUCUUAGCAGUAGCCGGUAGACUUGAUUAUGAAUGUAGCAAAAUUGAAGAUGCUGUUCGAUUUGCUAGGAAUCACGAAAGGGUGUUCAAGAUGUUUCAAUCUUUUGCUGAACCAAACAAUUGGAGUAAGAAAUACACUACUGUAUUUCUAAGUGGCCUCACGCAUGAAGCAGAUGACUGGAAACUCCAAGUGGCGAUGUAUUACCCUGAUAUCUUAGUAGAAGAGUGA